Closterium sp. Yama58-4 is the source of this 2061-nucleotide messenger RNA. The record is from the annotation of a GenBank genome assembly. NCBI's taxonomy places the organism in Eukaryota, Viridiplantae, Streptophyta, Zygnematophyceae, Desmidiales, Closteriaceae.
AUGUUUGUGUCACAUAAAUAUAAGGGCAGGAGUGCAUUCGUCCACCUAAACCCAAAAUUCUCCACCACUUCCCACCUGGCGGGUUGUGGUCGAGACAUAUUCGGAGUUUUCCCAGCCAACUUCUUCAAUCCGCCGAGGUGUAUGGCAGUUGUGUGUGAACUCGACUCUCCGUCUCUCGACACGGCGCUGCGUGGUUGCGGUUCUUCGGUCUUGAUCAUGCGGAGGCAAGGCGGCGGGAGUGGCAACAGGCUGUCGGACUGGCGCCGAGUCACGGGCGCGGCUGCCGCGAGCGGGCUGGCGGCGAGCGCAGAGGAGGGGGGAGCAGCGGAUGAGCGGGAAAGGGACGGGUUUGGAAGCGGGGAAGACGAUUUUGUGGUUAACGCGCCAGGGAGGGGCGCGGGCGGAGCCAGAUGGGCGGAAAGACGCGCGGCUGCCAGCGGAAGCAAUGGCGGAGGUCGUGGAGGGAGGCGCAAAGGUGGGGGAGGAGGGGGAGGCGGGAGCCGAGCAACGCGCCGAGCAGGCGGAUGUGUGACGCUACGGGGGGAGUCAGAAACGGGGGGAGGCCAUGACGCGAGCCGAGAAACGGGCCGAUUUGGUGCUUACAACGAUGGCGCGCCGGCGGCCCGAGGAUCCCUUUCCGAGUCGGCUUUCAAGACAGCGACUCGCGAGUCAUAUCAGAAUCAAGAGCAGGGUCAGUCGGAGAUUAAUGUGCUUAGGGAUAUGUUUGGUGGCGGCGCGGUAUCGGACGCGGAGAUUAGCCACGUGUACUAUCACGAGUGCCGGGGGUCUUUAGAGGCUUCGAUAGAAGCACUUUUACGGUUGGCGAACCGCGUUGACAGUACUGGAUGUGACAGUAACGAAAGUGAGCGUACGGAGCGGCAGCGUAGCGGCGUUAGUCUGGAUCCCCACCCUGCCUCCCCGUCCUCCUCCUUCGCCUUCCCCUCCGCCUCCCCUUCCGCCUUUCCCUCCGACUCCGCUUCCGCCUCCGCCAUAACCCCACCUGCCGCCCCUCCUCUCGUCUGCCCAUCCACAUCCUCCUCCCCGCCUCUCCUUCCGCCCCUUGCCGUUCCCCCGUCAUCAUCCUCCGCACACCCCUCUUCCGCGCAUCCCUAUCCGCCGCCCUCCUCCCCCGCGCUCGCGUCUCCCCCGGGCAGCGCGCCUCUGCUCGUCGCGCUGCCCUGCGACCUGCAAGAUCUCAUCCUCUCCGCCCUCGACCUCCUCUCCCUCGCGCGCCUCGCCUGCGCGUCGCGCCACCUGCGCCACCUCAUCCGCCUCCGCCGACUAGCGCUCAAGCACCUCGCGCUUCCGCGCACCCUUCCCCCGUGGGCGGCGCCCCUGUUCGUGAGGGCGCACGGGGGGCUGGAGUCGCUCAGCGUGCAGCGCCUUGGGCGCUGUGAGAUGGAUCUCCGCGCCCUGUUUGCUGCUGCUGCGGGGGUGGGGGAAGAGGAGGAAGUGGGGGGGGAGGCGGGGGAGCAGGAGUGGCGGAUGCAGGAAGGGAGGGGGGAGGGCGACGCUGACGUGGCGUGCCUGUGCGCGCUGCACCGCCGCCUUGCGUCCGUGGAUCUGUCGUCGUGCCGCCAGGUGACUGACAUGGCGCUGAUGUGGCUGGGGCAGCACGAAAGGGAGGCAGGAGUAGUGGAGGAAAGUGUCGGAAUGACAAUCAGGGGUGAGGAUAGAGUAGCCGCAGAGGCAACAGCAGCAAGUGAUGAUGCUGGGAAUACAUCUGUAGCAACUCCUGCUGCUGCCUCAUCUCCUCCCCAGGCCUCAAUCUACCUCACUCUCUCUCUGCUCUCCGUCACCUCUCUGCCUCACAUCUGCCGCUUCUCGAGUCUCUCACCCUCCUCCUCCCACACUCCUGCCCUCUCGAAGAGAUCUCUUUUUCCUGCUGCCCGGUUCUUCAGAAACUUGCCAUCCACUCGCGCUCUCUCCGGUCUCUCAACCUCGCGGGCUGCCGAAAACUUUCCUCGCUCUCCCUCGUCUGCCCGGCCCUCUCCUCCCUCAUCCUCUCCCAGUGCUCCUCCCUCGAAACAUUUUCCCCAGCUGACCGUUGCCCGUCUUUAG